Messenger RNA from Aspergillus oryzae RIB40, 1347 nucleotides. RefSeq names its product rRNA-processing protein SOF1. Gene Ontology annotation, cellular component: small-subunit processome; nucleolus. Gene Ontology annotation, molecular function: protein binding. The record is from RefSeq and is a predicted model, not a curated record. The transcript has 3 exons. The coding region runs from base 1 to 1347 and encodes 448 amino acids. Gene Ontology annotation, biological process: maturation of SSU-rRNA from tricistronic rRNA transcript (SSU-rRNA, 5.8S rRNA, LSU-rRNA). Lineage: Eukaryota; Fungi; Ascomycota; Eurotiomycetes; Eurotiales; Aspergillaceae.
AUGAAAAUUAAAGCUAUUUCUCGCUCUACUGCCUCGCAGCAGGCUCCGGGAUCAGCUGUCGUUCGACAGCCCCGAAACCUUGACCCGGCGCAACAUCCAUUCGAACGUGCUCGAGAAUAUACCCGAGCUCUCAAUGCCACCAAGCUUGAACGUCUUUUCGCUGCGCCUUUCUUAGCUCAGAUUGGUGAUGGCCACGUGGACGGUGUCUAUUCCAUGGCCAAAGACCCAGGCUCGUUGGAACGUUUCGCCAGUGGCAGUGGUGAUGGAGUGGUCAAGGUCUGGGAUUUGACGACCCAGGGCGAGGUCUGGAACACAGACGCCCAUGAGAAUAUUGUCAAGGAUGUGUGCUGGACACCCGAUCGGAAGUUGCUUUCUUGCGCGGCCGACAAGACCGUCAAGUUGUUCGAUCCGUACAACUCGUCGUCCGAUGCUCCACCUCUCGCAACUUAUCUGGGCCAGGGUGCCUUCACCAGUCUGUCCCACCAUAGACAUCUUCCUUCCUUUGCUGCGUCAUCGUCGUCUCAGAUCCAAAUCUACGAUCUCUCUCGGCCUUCUUCUACGGCCUCCCAGACCCUCAACUGGCCCACCAGUAUCGACACCAUCACAUCGAUUGCCUUCAACCAGACAGAGACUUCGAUCUUGGCAUCUACUGGUAUCGACCGCUCUAUCAUUAUGUAUGACCUGCGAACUUCGUCCCCGCUCCACAAGCUUGUCCUGCGACUCGCGUCGAACGCCAUCACGUGGAACCCCAUGGAGGCAUUCAACUUCGCGGUUGCCAACGAAGAUCACAACGCCUACAUAUUUGACAUGAGGAAGAUGGACCGCGCAUUGAACGUGUUGAAGGACCAUGUGGCAGCGGUCAUGGAUGUUGAAUUCAGCCCGACGGGUGAAGAGUUGGUGACGGCUUCCUACGACAGGACGAUCCGUGUGUGGAACAGAGCCGAAGGUCACUCGCGUGAUAUUUACCACACAAAGAGAAUGCAACGGGUCUUCUCCGUCAAGUUCACGCCCGACAACAAAUAUAUUCUGUCCGGGUCGGACGACGGCAACAUUCGACUCUGGCGUGCCAAUGCCUCCGAUCGCAGCGGUAUCAAGAGCGCCCGUCAACGAGCCAAGCUGGAGUACGACCAGGCUCUGAUUCAAAGAUACUCACACAUGCCCCAGAUCAGAAGAAUCAAGCGCCAGCGUCACGUGCCAAAGCCUAUCAAGAAGGCCGGCGAGAUCAAGAGAGAGGAACUCAAUGCGAUCAAGAGACGCCAGGAGAACAUCCGGAAGCACACCAGGAAGGACAAAUUGAAGCCAAGAGAGAGCGAGCGCCAGAAGAUGAUCCUGACCUCGGAGCAGUAG